AUGGCUCCUCCGAAGAGAACCGCUGCUCCUAAGGAGAACAUCUCCCUAGGCCCCUCCGUCCGUGACGGCGAGCUCGUCUUUGGCGUUGCUCGAAUCUUCGCCUCUUUCAACGAUACCUUCGUCCACGUCACCGAUCUCAGUGGUCGCGAGACCAUCACCCGUGUCACUGGUGGAAUGAAGGUCAAGGCCGACCGUGACGAGUCUUCCCCCUACGCCGCCAUGUUGGCUGCCCAGGACGUUGCUGCUCGAUGCAAGGAGCUGGGCAUCAACGCCCUUCACAUCAAGAUCCGUGCCACUGGUGGUAACGGUACCAAGACCCCCGGACCUGGUGCCCAGUCUGCUCUCCGUGCCCUUGCCCGUGCUGGCAUGAAGAUUGGCCGUAUUGAGGACGUUACUCCUACUCCCUCCGACUCUACUCGCAGAAAGGGCGGUCGCCGUGGUCGCCGUCUCUGA
Messenger RNA from Metarhizium brunneum ARSEF 3297, 453 nucleotides. The record is from RefSeq and is a predicted model, not a curated record. Lineage: Eukaryota; Fungi; Ascomycota; Sordariomycetes; Hypocreales; Clavicipitaceae.